Lutra lutra (Eurasian river otter) is the source of this 2110-nucleotide messenger RNA. It is a transcript of the gene HSPBAP1, whose product is annotated as HSPB1 associated protein 1. Gene Ontology annotation, molecular function: 2-oxoglutarate-dependent dioxygenase activity. The coding region runs from base 269 to 1744 and encodes 491 amino acids. The record is from RefSeq and is a predicted model, not a curated record. The transcript is spliced from 8 exons. Lineage: Eukaryota; Metazoa; Chordata; Mammalia; Carnivora; Mustelidae.
UAGGAUGAAAGAAGGUUAAAGUCUGGGAAAGAUACAAAGCGCUACAGCCGAGACCACGUGCUGACAUUUCAACAACCGGGGAAUCAAAACAAACCUGCGUGGCCCCGCCCGGCGCCCGUCACGUGACCGCCGGGUGCGUGGUGCUUCCGGGGGAGACCCGGAGUUGCUACCGCGGCUGCUUCCUACCCUGCGACUCCAAAGUCGGGGUUUUGGCGGUCCUCUGAACCCACUCCCACUCCACUCUUUUUGGGUUGGGGCGGAGCUAGCCAUGGCAGCCACCCCGGGGGCGACCACUGAAAUGGCCCCUGCGGCUGGAGCUGGAGAGGUGAAAGGUGAACGUGUCAAACCUUUUACGCCAGAGAAAGCAAAAGAAAUUCUAAUGUCUUUACAACAACCUGCAGUCUUCUGUAACAUGGCUUUCGAUUGGCCAGCCCAACACUGGACUGUUAAACACCUUUCUGAAGUCCUUCCUGGCAAGCAGAUACGAUUUAGGAUGGGAAUGAAAAGAACAGAUACAGUUCCGCAGUUUGAAACGACAUGUAAUUAUGUGGAAGCUACACUUGAAGAGUUCCUGACCUGGAACUGUGGCCAGCCUACUAUGUCUGGACCAUUUAGAGAUUAUGAUCAUUCCAAAUUCUGGGCUUAUGCCGACUAUAAAUAUUUUGUCAGCCUAUUUGAUGACAAGGCAGAUAUUUUCCAGGAUGUGAUAUGGUCUGACUUCGGGUUUCCUGGAAGAAAUGGACGGGAAAGUACAUUGUGGAUUGGCUCCAUGGGGGCCCAUACACCCUGUCAUCUGGACUCCUAUGGUUGCAACUUAGUAUUCCAGGUCCAAGGAAGGAAAAGAUGGCAUCUCUUUCCUCCUGAAGACACUCCUUUCCUUUAUCCAACUAGAAUCCCUUAUGAAGAAUCUAGCGUGUUCAGUAAAAUCAAUGUUGUCGAUCCUGAUUUAAAACGUUUUCCUCAGUUCCGCAAAGCUCGAAGACAUAUGGUUACACUAAACCCAGGACAGGUUCUGUUUGUUCCCAGACACUGGUGGCAUUAUGUAGAAUCCAUUGAUCCUGUCACUGUCAGUAUAAACUCAUGGAUUGAGCUGGAAGAGGACCACCAAGCCCGAGUAGAAGAGGCAAUCACACGCAUGCUUGUGUGUGCCCUGAAGACCGCAGAGGAUCCCACCAAUACCAGAGCUUGGUUAAACCCAACUGAGGUUGAGGAAACAUCCCACGAAGUCAAUUGUCGCUACUUAAAUAGAGCGGUUUCUGCCCUUUUUGAUCAUUACAGAACAUCUAAGGUCAUAGAAAUCCAAGCGCUGAGAACAAAUAGAGAGGACAUGAAACAGGAGGGCUUGGAUGUGCACAAUCUCAUGGCGGUGGAACAAACAAGUGGCCAGGACGUAAUCCUGGGAACGGGAAAACGGGAGGCAGCAAGUCCCUUUGGCCCCGAUCUGGUUCCUGUAACACUGAGUUCUGAAGAACUACCCUCAGAGAGAGGAGGCAUAUUUGAAGGUGAUGGUAAAGACUUUGUUUGCAAAGAUGGAGAACACUCUGGAAAACUGCAUUGUACCAAGAGGCAACGAAUGAUGAGUAAAAAUGAGGAUGCAGUUGUGGAACAAAUUGCUUCAGAUAGUAGUAUGGUUCCUUCUCAAACAUUCAUUUCUACAGAUGACUUGCUGGACUGCUUGGUGAAUCCACAAGUAACCAGGAUAGUGGCACAACUUCUGAUACAAGGAAGAAGUUUGUGGUUCUAAGGAAAUGACUUUUAAAAUAAUACUUUAAAAAUAUUUUUAAGUAGUAUGAUUGUUAAAUAAAAAAAUGGCAGAGCACAAAGUUAAUUUGUGGGCCAGCAUGCUUGUAAAUGCACUUGUUCUUACCUAAUUGUGUUUCAGUCUCUUGCCACCUUCAUUCACGAACAUCGCUCUCUGAGCCAGCCAGCUCUUUGUUACUUGUUAGGCCUUCUUUCUUCAGUGACUUUGCCUUUCCUCUCACAUCUGGUCCUUUUAGCUGCUCUCAAAUGUAAGCCCCAGGUGUUCUUAACAGAAAGUAAUACCUCUUCAGCAGUCUCAAGGCGAGGUCGGCCUGCUGCUUGUUUUUGUAAAUAAAGGUUUACUGGAGCA